Messenger RNA from Epinephelus lanceolatus (giant grouper), 1068 nucleotides. NCBI's taxonomy places the organism in Eukaryota, Metazoa, Chordata, Actinopteri, Perciformes, Serranidae. The record is from RefSeq and is a predicted model, not a curated record.
AUGGAGAGGAGGCGGGCCUUGACUGGUUACCUGGGUCUGGCAUCUAAAGCCAGCAACAAGUUGGUGAUCACCUCAGUUGCCUUUCAAGAUCACAUCACACGCAGCCUGCUGCAUCCAGAUUUCCCACUUUCUGACCCUUUGCUGAGAUGCAGAAGAAAAGCACCUAGAAAAAGAGUGGAGGAAAGGACACUGCGGGCACAGGAUCACCAAGACGACAGGGAAUAUGUGCUUGAUUCUGCUCCACCUCCUUUAACAUUAGCUCAGAAGUUGGGUUUGGUGGCCUCCCCUGCAGGGAGACUGACAGAGGACGAAUGGACUCAGGUCAAGGCGAGGUCUGUUCAGCAGGGGGACUCAGCUCAGCCCUGUGCAGUAUGCAGGGAGGAGUUUCGCCUUCAUCCUCAGGUGUUGUUGUCUUGCUCUCAUGUUUUUCAUAGAGCAUGUUUGCAAGCCUUUGAGAGGUUUUCUGGGAGGAAGUGCUGCCCAAUGUGCAGAAAGGAGCAGUAUGAGACACGGGUGAUUCACGAUGCAGCUCGCCUCUUCAGACACCAGUCUGCCACCAAGAUUCAAGCAUGCUGGCGAGGCUAUGCUGCUCGAAAAAGAUACAGAAAAUUGAGAAAAUCCAUUUGCCCAAAGGACAAACAACUACGACGGAAAUUCUUUGAAGCGAAGUUGCAGGAGUUGAAUGACAGCUUUGUCCGAUACUGUCACACCGACACGGAGGCUUUUCUGAGUGAUAUCAACCGCUCCCUGUCAUCAAGCAGACGAGUGUUCCAGCAGCUGGAGAGAAAACACGUCUCCGAGCCUCAGGAGAGCGACUGGGACCGAAUACAGAGCCAGGUUAUCCACAGAGGCGUCUGGGACUGCCCCAUCUGCCUGACUGCAUUGUGCAGCCCGAGCCUCCCAACAGAAGCAGGCACAUCCAGCCAUCAACAACGUAGAUGCACCAUGCUUCUGUCCUGUUCCCAUGUCUUCCAUCAGUGCUGUCUAGAGGCCUUUGAGUCCUUUUCUAUAGAGAGCAGACCCUCCUGUCCCCUAUGCAGAUCUGUCUACCACAAAAAACUCAUCUAA